CUCCAGUCAAUGCACGAAUUUAUCUUAGCCCAAAAGAAUCUAAAAGUUCGUGAAAUGGAACUCCUGGCAUCAAUAGAUGGUAUCAAUUAUUCCUCAGACAAAAGGAAAAAACCUAAAUUAACUAAAGAUGGCCUCGUUAUUAAAUAUGAAUAUGAUUCUGACGAAGAUUGCGAUGGAGGCACUUGGGAACACAAAUUAAGACAAGCCGAAAUGGAGGCGACAAAAGAAUGGGCAGAUAAGUUAACAGAGCUAGGAAGGGGUAAACAUCAUAUUGGCGAUUUUCUCCCUCCUGAUGAGCUCCAACGUUUUUUAGAAACCUACAGAGCCUUGAAAGAGGGUCGUGAACCCGAUCAUUCCGAGUACAAGCAGUUUAAGCUGACAUGUGAGAAUGUUGGCUAUCAGAUGCUAGAAAAAAUGGGCUGGAAAGAAGGCGAAGGUUUAGGUGCUGAUAAUCAAGGCAUCGUUGAUCCAGUUGGAAAGUAA
Messenger RNA from Protopolystoma xenopodis, 483 nucleotides. The record is from the annotation of a GenBank genome assembly. NCBI's taxonomy places the organism in Eukaryota, Metazoa, Platyhelminthes, Monogenea, Polystomatidea, Polystomatidae.